Molecule: messenger RNA, 1179 nt
Organism: Aspergillus aculeatus ATCC 16872
Lineage: Eukaryota; Fungi; Ascomycota; Eurotiomycetes; Eurotiales; Aspergillaceae
Product: TauD/TfdA family dioxygenase
Exons: 4
Coding region: 1-1179 (392 amino acids)
Molecular function (GO): oxidoreductase activity
Source: RefSeq, a predicted model, not a curated record
AUGGCUCUAACCCAACAACCCCCGACCACUAUCCCCCUAGACAUCUUCCCGGACGGCCUCAAAACCACCGGCCAACACCCCCCGCUUUACGAACACAUCCACCCCUUCGACCGCUUCCCCAAGGAAAUCACCGGCCCGACCGUCUGGAAGCCCGAAGACUACCGCGAGCACCCGGAGAAAUGGACCCAUCGGUUUACCCCGGAAGAGGUCGAGGAGCUCUCGACGGCGGCGGAUGCCUUCCUGGCGAAUAAGAUUCCGUUGACGGGUAUUAGCAAGACCAACUUCCCCCUCCCCACCCUCUCCACGCGGCUACACACCCUGCGCGAAGACCUGCUCAACGGCAAAGGCUUCAUCCUCUUCAAAGGCCUCCCCGUGCACGCCUGGGGCAAUCACAAAUCCGCCGUCGCGUACAUGGGCCUAGGCACGUACCUGGGGUAUUUUGUGAGCCAAAAUAGCCGCGGUCACGUUCUGGGGCAUGUCAAGGACCUCGGCGAAGAUCCCACGCAGAUCGACUCGGUGCGCAUCUAUCGUACGAAUGCGAGACAAUUCUUCCACGCCGACGACUCGGACAUCGUCGGCCUGCUCUGCAUCCACCGCGCGCGCGAGGGCGGCGAAUCCGACCUCGUCUCCUCGCACCACGUAUACAACACGCUGGCCCGGGAGCGGCCGGACGUGCUGAAGACGCUGACGGAGCCGAUCUGGUACUUCGACCGGAAGGGGGAGACCAGCAAGGGCGAGGAGGAGUGGAUCCGCACCAGUGUGGUGUAUUUGGAGCGGGAGGGUGCUGGUGGUGCCGAGCCGCGGGUGUAUACCAAGUGGGACCCGUACUACGUCCGCUCGCUGACACGCUUCUCGUCAACCGGGUUAAUCCCCCCGCUCAGCGCGGCCCAAACCGAGGCCCUCGAGGUGCUGGAAGCCACCUGCAACCGGCACGCGUUGCACAUGAUCCUCGAGGUCGGCGAUAUCCAGUUCCUGGCGAAUUCGCACGUGCUGCACGCGCGCACGGCGUACGUGGACCACGCGCCGCCCACGCCGCGGCGGCAUCUGAUGCGGUUGUGGUUGGCGACGCCGGAGAGUGAGGGCGGGUGGCGGUUGCCGUUCUGGGAUAGUAAUGAGAAGAAGCGCGGGGGCAUUCAGGUCGAUGAUCAGCCGCCCGUGGCGCCUUUGGAUGCUGAGUAG